UCUCCUUACCGUUCGGUUGAGUGUUCGGAAGUUUCCAUCCAUUGUGUGUAUCGGAUCGAAAAAUAGUUGAACUGCUACUGCAGGAAAGGAAGAUUCCUCCACCCCUGCUCUUCUCUGUGCUCUGAUCGGUGUGAAACUGUCCGGAAAGUGGAAAAGUGACCUCCAGCUUCAGUCAGCCAGUGCCUCAUAUCGCGUCUUGUCUCUUUUUCAAGUGAAGGAAGCUGCUCCCUUGUGAGUGCGGAGAAAAAAGUAACAGUGCUGAGUGGAACGUCCAAAGUAAACCAACCAAGAAAAAAAAAUAGUCGAGAAGUAGCUUUGACCUGUCCGAGCGAGUGCGACUGUCUUGAGGCCACUACUGGCUGUUGACGUCAGAGCAUUGCCUGGCUGGUUCUUUUCUUACGUAUUUUUACCCCUGUCCGGAAUGAUAGAACCAUAACACAUCCCUCGGAAGCGUCCGGUUUUGGCAAAAAAUAUUACUAGUGAUUCGCUAAGCGAUUGUUGCAAAAAGACGCGAGGGCAAGAUUAUUGAGGUCACCUUCUUCACAAGUAACUUGUCAUCAUCGUUGGAGUGACUCGAAUUGGCAAAAAAAGGAAAGUGAAAGUGUCUCCAUGCAAUCUGCGAAACCGACGAUUAAACUUUUUGUUCGUAUUUUAUUUUCCAAAGUACGUGUUUGUGUUGUUUAAACACAAAAGGGGGAUAUGCUAAUUGAAAAGAGUAAAUUUUCUGCCCCAUGGCAUGUAUUGAUAAGGCUUGAAGUUUUGAAAUUCAAUUGAAAUUUCCUUUAGGUAACUUACUUGUUGGGUGAAAAUAGGAGCGAGGUUUUACGAAGGAAGAAAGUGCACUAGUGAAGACGACUGUGUUUGCCAACGGGGAAAAUCGCCACAAUUGGUAAUUGUCCGGUUUAUGAUACCCCCGUGAAGAAGCGACCAAUGGAAAUCUCUUGAAAUCAAAUAACGUCUACACCCUUGAGAGGCUGUUGGUUACAUUGGUCAAGAAAAGUAAACACAACCCCUCAUCAUCGGCAUCGGGGCAAGUGUGAUUCGCCACACUGGUGACCGAGGAUAGUUCGAAAUCCAAUUACUGAGGGUGCUGUUUAUAGAAACAGCAAGGGUGUGGGGAACAAACGAAUACCGAAGUUGAAAGUACCUACUUGUCCAGAAAGAGAGGUCGUAGCUACUGUGAAAAAAGAGCAGCAGCAUCAGGAUGGCCGAGUCAGGUGGCGAAGAGUCCCUACCCUUUCUGCUGGUCACGGCCAACGUGGGAAGCGUCUUUGAAGAUCCCUCCCGGCUGCUCCAGAUAUGGAUCAAAGAGUUUCUGAGGCACGUGGCCACCCAGCGGCCCGCCUUUAUCGCCCUGCACCUGCAGGAAGUCGGCGGCAAGACGUACGAAAAAUCGAUGGAGUACGUGCAGGAGUUCAUCAAGAAUCUGUGCGAAUCGGCCGAGCUGGCAGAUUACAAUCGGAUCCGGGUCUACCUCGACGAGGACUACAACUCGGCGGAACAUUUCACGGCCCUCGGGAAUCUCUACUUCGCCAUCCGGACCAUCGACCAGCUGCAGAUGUGGAACUUUCUGACCCACGAGUGGGAAUCGGUGAGCGGCAAGAGCAUACACACCGGCAACAUCGAAUCGGUCGCCUCCAAGGAGAAGGCCAAAUUUCCGCAGCACUUCUUCCCGGAGUGCAAAUGGUCCCGCAAAGGAUUCCUGAGGACGCGGUGGUCCGUCAACGGGACCGUCUUCGAUCUGGUCAACAUCCAUCUCUUUCACGACGCUUCCAAUCUGGCCGCCUGCGAGGAAUACCCAUCGGUCUAUUGCAAAAGCCGCCGGAGAGCCCUGGUGCACACCUUGAGAAGAUUUCACAAGGACACGGUUAACAAAGCAGUGCCAUAUUUUGUCUUUGGCGAUUUCAACUUCCGUUGUGAUACUGAAGGAGUGAUAAAAAAACUAACCGAAGAUCUCACGAUGCAUCGAAUCCCCAAUGCCAAAAACGACAGUACAAAGGUGCAAUAUCGAGAUCCUGACGGGUCAAACGUACUUACGGUGGGCAAGAAGGAGUUCAACCACACCGAUCAGAGCACCUUUAAACAGAGUUGGCUGCGCCACUUUGACCGGGAGCUGGAAUCGCUGCGGAGCAUACUGUACGAGUACCCGAUCACCUUUCCGCCGUCCUAUCCGUACGAGGAGGAUCCCGGACAGCCGGGCAGCUACAUGGCAACGCGGUGUCCGGCCUGGUGCGAUCGGAUACUGAUCAGUCCGGCGGCGAGGCGGCUCAUCGAGGGUAUCGACGAGCGGGAGAACGGCAAGCAUCAGCUGACGAUGGCGCGGGGAGGUGUAGAGCCCAGCUACGGCAUCAUCGGUGAAGAUGUUUGCAUGGGUGAUCAUAAGCCCAUUUUUCUCAGCAUACGAGUGAAGACGAGUCAAGGAACCUGCCAGGAAAUGUCCGACGACGAUCUGCACACUCGACUGCAGGAGUACGAAGAUCUGAAUGCGCGCAUCUGUGACGAACCCUCGUAUCAGCAGCAGGGAAGCGCCAAAUCUCACUACAUUCAGUUUACCCCAACGCAGUCGCAGGAAUCGACGACCGGUUCCGAGACCAACAACACUUCCGAUGGCGGUGGCGGAGAUGGAACGACAACGACGACGACGGAGACGGUUUCCUCCACCAGUGGCGGGGAAGAUUCCAUCGAAGGUGAUUCCGUGUUCUACCAGCAGGGACCCGGAUCCGGUCCCAAUAGUAUGGCCGCCAUGAUUUUCCGAGAGACGACCGUUUAAGGCAGCUUGGCUCAGUGAGACUUGAUCAAAAAAAUUGUUGUAAGUUUUUCUACGAUGCUACGGGUCCGCUAUUUUCUUCCAAAACUAGUUCGAUUGUUUAGAAAACUCCUAGUUUCAUACUCACUAUUUUUAAGAAACGAUAUUUUUUUUAAAUAUGUUUGUCUAAACAUAUGUUUUUAUCACAUUUUGAUGAAAGAAAUGUAUAUAUCUCCACAAGAAAAAAAACCAAAUGAAUCUGAUCUACCAAAUUACAUACCCAUUAUUCAUAGUAUCCAAUCUAUUUAUUGAUUAUCUAAAGCUGCUUAUCAUAGGAAAUCGUUAAAACAGCGGAACGAACAACAUUCAAGGCGUAUUAAGACGAUUUGAGUCAGCGACCGGAAAUCAAAAAUAAGAGCUUACAGAGAAACAAAUUUGAUGAAACGAAUAAUAUUCACACUUGUCUGUGCCAUAUUGUUACCGCCGAAAUAUGACUUUCUAGUCAAGUUUUUUUUUGUUCGUGAUCAUAUACCAAACUACUUAAUUCAGUACAUGAUGUCCCAGGAAACUAUUAAAAUGCUGACUUAUUAAAAUCUUCCUGAAUCUGAAUCCAACAGUUAUUUCUAGGGUCUUCUAGGGUGAAAUUCCCUCAACCGUUGAAAAAAGUUCAUUAAAUGAUUGUCUGUGUAACGAGAUUUGAAAGUCUUUUUUCUAAGUUGUUUUCUGUAUUUUGAAGCAAUUGACUUGAGAAGGAAUUAAAAAAAAAAAGGCUUCUCAAACUAAGUGAAUGAGCCCACAAUACUUUUCAUGUGUUUUAAAGCUUGCAAUUGUAUUCUGGUUUGUUUGAAGAGCCCUAAAAUCACCUCUCUGGAGCCACCGAAUUUGCUCCAAACCACAAUCAGAGAGCAGUGCGAUAUUCGCAGUGAAACUUUAGGACAAGCAGCGCUAACUGGCUCUCAGUGUCAGAACUAGAGAACAGGGUGAUUUUUAAGUUCGACAUAAACCAGAAAGAAUAAAUUUCUUAGCUAAGCUAGAUUUUCAUCAAUCAUGUGGCCUGCUUUAUCUCAUCAUUCCAAUCAGCAAUUUUCUUUUUGGGUGUUUUUGAGGCACGUUAUGCUGAUUUCUUGAAAGAACAUCUUAUCGUAAACGAACAAAAAUAUAGAGUCCUCUACAACAUGAAUUAAAAAAAAAACCCUUCCAUGUUUUUAGAUUUUGCUUAAAUUUAAGUACAGUAUUAUAAUAAUCAUAAUGAAAAUAUCAUAAUAUUUAAGUUUUUAAAGCUGCAACACGCUAAAAUAUGUGAAUUUCACAAGAGUUUUGAAUAGAAAUACACUUUUUUUAAAGUAUAAUUAAUAGGAGUUUAUUUUUAAGUGUGUUUUGAGGUAGCCAAAAAAACACUAUAAUUACCUACAAAUAAAUGUUUUGGUUGAAAUUUUAAUUCUUAUUAAUAAAAUUGCAAUUUUUUACAAUUUAAUUUUAUCAAUUUUAGGCAGGAAAUAAUCACUCCAUUGUUAGUUCUAUCUGUGAAAACCAGUUGGCGCUGCAUGCUAAAAAACUUUCUUCCCUGUUCAAAAAAUUUGUUCCGGUCCGGAUUUGGUUCAUUUUCCGUACGAAAAAAUCAUACCAAAACAGAGCCUGAAUAUUUGACUGAUCUAGGUUGAACAUCAGUCAAUUUGAUAAAAGGAAAUCUCAUUCCCCCUUAUUCUGCGCCGCGCGUGAUGUGACGAUAGUCGAGUCACCCGAUUCCAGUAGUCGCUUUAGGUGAGAAACGUCUUUUAGAAUUAACUUUUUGAGUUAUUAUCCUAAUCUAGUAGUCACCGUGAGUGAAAAAUCGUAUGCUCUGUCACAUCGGUUUCGGGAAUAAGAUGACAGACUCACACGACUCCGACUCGACUCGACUAUCGUCACCUCACGCGCGGCGCAGAAUAAGGGGGAUUGUCUCGUUAGAAAAUAUGUUUCAAAAGAGCACUGAAAUUAACCAUGCUCCAAAUGAAUGAAUGAAACUCAGCCUGUUUAAUCUGGCACCGAUGUUCUAAUCCGGGGUGUAGCUGACGCUAAUAUUCCCUAUAGGAGAUUCAUCCCUUUUCAAUAUACUUAUUGAGACAGUUCGGACUGAUCGAUUUUUUAUCAUACUCAUUGACCAAUCGAUACACCCCCAACUUUUAGAAAAAAUCUAUUAGAUUCAGAUUGAGUAAGAUUUCUAGAAUUUUUUUAAUGUUGAAUAUUCUUUGUUGAAUAUGUUACAUAAAUUUUACCUACUAUUUCAUCAACAAAUGUCCCUUCGUUAAACUUCCUAGCUGAAGUAGUACUAUAAUAUUCCAAAGCAUUCAACAGAACUAAAUCCCGAAGGAGUAACCAAAAAUGCUGCAGCGUUAUCGAACAACAUACCCACACAAACAAUGUCAAUCGAAUCGCAAUUAUUCUAUAAAAUCUCGCUCUCCCUCUAUACAUAUAGCUGUUACAGUUCUUCGCUUAUCUACGAGGGAUGCAGGAAAUAACCACCAAAAGAGUAAACAAAAAGAAAAAAAAUAUAGUUAACAGUUUGGUAGCAAUUUAUAUAACUAGUUUGGAUGAGAUAGAAAACAUGCAGGGAAAACUCAGCAGUUCUGGAUCGACUUUUUGCCUAUUUUUCGGGUAUAAAAAAUAGUAAACAA
Uranotaenia lowii is the source of this 5400-nucleotide messenger RNA. RefSeq names its product inositol polyphosphate-5-phosphatase A (gene 5PtaseI). Gene Ontology annotation, molecular function: inositol-polyphosphate 5-phosphatase activity. Gene Ontology annotation, biological process: phosphatidylinositol dephosphorylation. The transcript has 10 exons. Bases 1205 to 2770 code for a protein of 521 amino acids. Lineage: Eukaryota; Metazoa; Arthropoda; Insecta; Diptera; Culicidae. The record is from RefSeq and is a predicted model, not a curated record.